GCCCUGAGCGAGCCCCCGGCUGCCCCUCCCGCAGCACCUGCCGUGCGACCGGCCGCCUCGAUCGCCCCAGGCACGGGCAAGUGCAUCAGCACGGGCACCCGCUCCCGGCCUGCCUGUUCGUCCCCGGGGCAUACCCGCAUCCGCUCCGGUCGCUGCCGGCUCCCGGCCCGGGGGAGGGCAGCGGCCUCUCCAUCCCGCCCGCCGGGGCUCGGGUCGGCGCCACGGCCGGGGAUGCCCAGCGCUCCGCAGGCGCCCGCGCGGCCCCCCAAAGAAGCCCCCGAGCAAGGACCCCGCGCUGGCCACGCCAUGGCGGGCGCUGGCGGGGACGCGGCGCAGGUAACGAGGGCCGGGGGGCGGCGGGGCCCCGCCACCGCUCCGAGAGCUCCCCGCCAUCGCGGGGUGAGGCUGUGCUGGAACCCGGGUAUGAUGUCCCUGGCAGAGCAUAAAGGGCAUUGUGAUGGGUUACAUCCAAGGAAUCUUAUCCCAGAGCUUUGUAGACUGUUUUAUGAUUUAGGUUGGGUAACAGGAACUGGUGGAGGAAUCAGCUUGAAACAUGGGGAUGAAAUCUACAUUGCUCCUUCAGGAGUCCAAAAGGAAAGAAUACAGCCAGAAGAUAUGUUUGUUUGUGACAUGAAUGAACAGGACAUCAGUGGUCCUCCACUGCACAAGAAAUUAAAGAAAAGCCAGUGCACACCACUUUUUAUGAAUGCCUACACUAUGAGAGGGGCAGGCGCAGUGAUCCAUACACAUUCCAAGGCUGCUGUUAUGGCUACCCUUCUUUACCCAGGGAGUGAGUUCUCUAUUACCCAUCAGGAGAUGAUAAAAGGAAUCCAGAAGUGUACUUCAGGAGGCUAUUACAGAUAUGAUGAUACACUAGUGGUUCCUAUUAUUGAGAAUACACCAGAAGAGAAGGAUCUCAAGGAGAGAAUGGCACGUGCAAUGGAAAAAUACCCAGACUCUUGUGCUGUCUUGGUCAGACGUCACGGUGUUUAUGUAUGGGGAGAGACAUGGGAAAAAGCCAAAACUAUGUGUGAAUGUUAUGACUACUUGUUUGAUAUCGCAGUGCAGAUGAAGCAGCAUGGGCUAGAUCCUUCAAAACAUCCAGCAGGAGAAAAUGGGAUCUUGUAAAUGUCAACAGCAUUUAUAUUCAGGUUUCUUACAUGAUAAUGGGAGUUCCAGCUUUCACCCCACAUUAUUGAAGCCAGAAGGGGGUGCUGAUCCUCAGCUGAUUGACAAAUGUCAAAGGAAGCAGGAACUUUUAACUGUUAAACGCACCCAAGAAGAAAAGGAGAGUUAAAAAAACUCUAACAUACUGAACAAUCAUUGCAAUUUACAAAUCCUGUUGAAUGCCACAGCAGGAGGAAUGAAAAUUCAGAUGCAAAAAUACUUUUGAAAAAGUUCAGAGAAAUAAUGUCGCAUUUUGGUUUUGUGCCUUAAAAAUUCAUAUUUCAACAACCUGCAUUUAUUGAUCCUGCUUAAUGCUACUUCAUUGAACUUGAAAUAAGUCUCUAAUUCUGAAAGUUAUUGUAGCUUUUAUUCUUUGGGAAAAAAGUGAGAACAACCCCUAAUUAGAAGUUAAUAAAGCUUAAAGCAUUGUUUCAACUGUUGAUUCCUUCCUUC
Parus major (Great Tit) is the source of this 1620-nucleotide messenger RNA. It is a transcript of the gene APIP, whose product is annotated as APAF1 interacting protein. Gene Ontology annotation, cellular component: cytoplasm. Lineage: Eukaryota; Metazoa; Chordata; Aves; Passeriformes; Paridae. The coding region runs from base 232 to 1128 and encodes 298 amino acids. Gene Ontology annotation, molecular function: metal ion binding; methylthioribulose 1-phosphate dehydratase activity. The record is from RefSeq and is a predicted model, not a curated record. The transcript is spliced from 9 exons.